Amaranthus tricolor (Joseph's coat) is the source of this 534-nucleotide messenger RNA. RefSeq names its product cytochrome c biogenesis protein CcsA-like. Gene Ontology annotation, biological process: cytochrome complex assembly; translation. The transcript has 4 exons. Gene Ontology annotation, cellular component: large ribosomal subunit. The coding region runs from base 1 to 534 and encodes 177 amino acids. Gene Ontology annotation, molecular function: structural constituent of ribosome; heme binding. NCBI's taxonomy places the organism in Eukaryota, Viridiplantae, Streptophyta, Magnoliopsida, Caryophyllales, Amaranthaceae. The record is from RefSeq and is a predicted model, not a curated record.
AUGGCAGUUCCAAAAAAACGUACUUCGAUUUACAAAAAGCGUAUUCGAAAAAAUCUUUGGAAAAAAAAGGGGCAUUGGGCAGCGUUAAAAGCCUUUUCUUUAGCAAAAUCUAUUGCUACUGGGAAUUCCAAAAGAUUAUUAAUUACUCGUUGGGUUUAUUGGAAACAUUUACCAUUAAGUGAUCUAUAUGAAUCAUUAAUCUUCCUUUCCUGGAGUUUCUACCUUAGUCAUUUGAUUCCAUAUUUUUUAAAAAAAGAUAAAAAUUCGUUAAGUGCAAUAACUGCGCCAAGUGCUAUUUUGACUCAAGGAUUUGCUACGUCGGGCUUUUUAACAGAAAUGCAUCAAUCCGCAAUAUUAGUACCCGCUCUCCAAUCUCAAUGGUUAAUGAUGCAUGAGCAGUAUGGGCCAAUGAGGCGUGGGGAUCGUAUUGGAAUUGGGACCCCAAAGAAACUUGGGCAUUUAUCACUUGGACCGUUUUCUUAUAAUUUGGAUAUGCUAUUUUGGGGUCAAUCUAUUAGGAAUAGGGCUACAUAG